Molecule: messenger RNA, 1873 nt
Organism: Cantharellus anzutake
Lineage: Eukaryota; Fungi; Basidiomycota; Agaricomycetes; Cantharellales; Hydnaceae
Exons: 6
Coding region: 333-1712 (459 amino acids)
Biological process (GO): vesicle budding from membrane; late endosome to vacuole transport via multivesicular body sorting pathway
Cellular component (GO): ESCRT III complex; multivesicular body
Source: RefSeq, a predicted model, not a curated record
GUUCUCCAAACUUUUUUCACCCGAGUCACUAUAGUACGGCAUAUGCCGAUAGGCACGGUUACGUACUUUAAAAUGAAUACAUCCAUCCAUCCAUCCAUCCAUUAGUCUGAUAAUUGUUUAGGUACCAUCUUGUUUGGGGGUACCGUACGGCGCUUGACAUAUGUUUAAGUAGAUUUACUUUAUAACUUGUAAAUCAUGUGAGUAUUGCUGUGCGGAAAGGAUGGCUGCUGAUCGACAGCAGUGGAAAUUGGUUCUCCUCUGGAUCCACACAUAAUCUAAUAUAUCAUCGACUUGUAGCAGGCUACAGCUUCGGGCUUUCCGACCCCAGGAUCAUGGGCGAGAAGAGCAUCUCGGGUUACUUGUCCACCAUUACGGAAUUCUCCUCGAACACUACCGCUCGAUCUCGUUUACAAUCUCUGUAUUCUGACAUUGUCACAAGGAGGGAUUCCAAUCCUAUGGGUUUUAUUGCCAACGUUGGAUGGUGGAAGGGUCUGCUCGAGGGCGCGGCGAAGCAGGGAUUGCUUCCUGGAGGAGAUCAUCUUGUCCUUCACGUCGAUGACCGUUUGCUGGAAACCCUCCGCUGGGGCCCGCUCGGAACCCCACUUUCUAUCCCAAGCGUCAUAGCGCAGCUUGUCCAUUCUGGCGAGCUGCAACAUUUAACACUCUUCAUGGGCGACUCCAGUUCGUCUACACAAAGCCUUGCCUCGAGUGCCAUGUCGUAUCUCGUUACCCGACCUAUCGACUGGGCUCUAGGGCGUCGAGGCCUUGUCCGUGCUCUUGACGCAUCGCAGUCUUAUCUAUCCCGUUGGAAUAGUGUCCGGGGGACAUAUGUUUUCAAAUCCAUUGUGGAGGUAAUGUCAGCAGAGCUUGCGCAGAAAAUUGUCCGACAUAUCGGGGGUACCGAGCGGUCUCUAUUCCUUGAGUCGUUGUUCGACAUCGAUUCGUUCCGCACUCAUUUUGGACCGGUAGUGCUGAAUGACCCGGCCGUAAUAUUGGCCGAACUUGAUGCAUCGGUCCUUGUUCGAUACUUGGAAAGAGACUUACAGCGUAUUGUGAUAGACAAAGAGGUCAUCAAAUUCACCACUGACGGACUUGAUCGCCAACGUUCGGUGACUGAAGUCGACGUAAGUUUGGUGAAGUUGAAAAAGGUCAUGGACGUGCUAGAGUGCCAGGUUCAAGACCUUCAAAGCAAAAUGGUCGAAUGCAACAUCAAUGCCAAGAAAUAUUUGAUAGUGGGGCAGAAAUUAAGGGCACGCUCUCUCCUUCGAUUCAAGCAUGAAAUUAGUGACAUGCUCGAUGACCGAAUCAAGUCUAUGGAAAGAAUUCAAUCCAUUCUCUUGAACAUAGAGAAGGCGGCUGGCAAUAUAGAGAUAAUGCGCACGUACGACGUGUCGGCAAAAACAUUGAAAGCCCUGGUGCAACACCCAACCCUCCAACUUGAAAAUAUCGAACACACCAUGUCUCUAUUAUCAGAGGCUCUGGACACACAAGCGGACAUCGAUGACUCAAUUACAGUUGGGAAUGACACCCUUGGUGCCGGCGAGGCGGUGUCAGAUAACGCAGAUGCUGAAUUGCAGGAUUUACUUCGUGACAUCCAGAUUGCCACCGAGACCACUGGCGCCCGCGAGAGCAUGACUGGCAGCCCCGAAACUGAUACAAGACAUAAAAUGGAAAAUGAGCCCCCAGAACACCGGACUAUGCUGCCUGCUUAAUAUCCCUUUAGUUGGACCACUGCAACUGCUGAUCCGGGGGGAACAGAUAAUGAUUUCGAGUUCAUCCUAUUCUGGGGCUAUUUUGUACACGGGGUACUUAAACUGAAUAUAGAUCGAUGCUAAAAUGAGCGUUGACAUGUAGUCACAUACUGAGGUUAUGG